CAUACACACAUACACACAUCACACACACACAGGGAUCUGAGUCUGAGAGAUUCAAGCCGCGGAACCGAACCCGUUUCCAGGACCAGGACCAUGGAUAAAGGUGGAUCCAGACCGAACUGGGACAGCCCCAUGCAGUUUGUGCUGGCAUGUGUAUCAUAUGCAGUCGGACUGGGAAACGUGUGGCGCUUUCCAUACCUCUGUCAAAUGCACGGAGGAGGGGGGUUUAUGAUUCCAUACCUCUUCAUGCUGCUAGUGGAGGGCGUGCCUUUAUUCUGCCUGGAGCUUGCCAUUGGUCAGAAGAUGCGUUUAGGUAGUAUCGGAGCAUGGACCGCCAUCAGCCCUUAUCUGGGAGGAGUUGGUCUUGCUAGUGUUAUGGCGUCCCUCUAUUUGUGUCUCUAUUACAAUAUCAUCAAUGGGUGGAGUUUCUGGUACCUGUUUCAUUCAUUUCAAUCCGAGUUGCCGUGGGCGGAGUGUCCCCUCAAUGCCAACCUAACAGGACCUUUAGAGGAGUGUGAAAAGGCGACAGCUACUCAGUACUUCUUCUACAGGGAGACACUGAACAUCUCUUCGUCCAUUGAGGAGAAUGGAGGUGUCCAUACGGGGCAGGCGCUGUGCCUCCUGCUAGCCUGGAUCGUGACGUAUCUGUUUAUUGUUCGAGGGGUUAAGUCAACUGGAAAGGUGGUGUAUUUCACAGCCACGUUCCCAUAUGUGGUUCUUAUUAUCUACUUGAUCCGGGGAGUCACUCUUCAUGGUGCUAUCAAUGGUGUCAAAUACAUGUUCACACCCAAGAUGGAACAGCUUGCCAACCCUACUACAUGGAUCAAUGCGGCCACUCAGAUCUUUUUCUCUCUGGGUUUGGGUUUUGGGUCACUCAUAGCUUUCGCCAGCUACAACGAGUACAACAACAACUUUGAGCGUCAGGCCGUCAUUGUUUCCUUCAUCAACAGUGGAACAUCCAUCUUUGCCAGCAUCGUUACCUUUGCCAUCUAUGGGUUCAAGGCCACGGUCAACUAUGAGAACUGCCUGGAAAGGGUGCGCUUACUGCUGCUAAAUGCAUUUAAUUUAGCAGAAGAUACUAUCAACAUGGAUAAUAUCUUUGAAUGGAUGGAGAGGCUGAAUCAAACACAUCCACAACAGUUUGCUGAACUGGACCUGGGCAAUUGUGACCUGACACAAGAACUAGACAAGGCAGUAGAAGGGCCCGGUCUGGCCUUCAUCGUUUACAGCGAGGCCAUAAAGAACAUGCCGCUGUCUCAGCUGUGGUCAGUGUUGUACUUUUUCAUGCUGCUGCUUCUGGGAAUGGGCAGCAUGUUGGGAAACAUCACAGCCAUCACCACUCCACUCCGAGACUUCAAGAUCUUCUCCUCCGUAAGCGUUGAGGUAUUGAAUGGUUUGGUGUGUUUGUUCUGUAUGCUGCUCGGCCUGGGCUUCACUACCACAUCAGGGAAUUACUGGUUCACCAUGUUCAACGACUAUGGAGCAACUUUCUCCCUUCUCUUCGUCGUCCUCAUUGAAGUCAUAACCGUCAGUUACAUCUAUGGAAUCAAAAGGUUUGAGAAAGACAUAGAAGACAUGAUUGGUCAUCGUCCCAACUGGUACUGGAAGAUCAUGUGGGCAGGAAUCAGUCCCAUUCUCCUAAUAGCCCUCUUCAUCUUCUACAUCGCCAACUACAUUAUGGGAGGGACCCCCACCUACAUGGCCUGGAACAAGGACUUGGGCACGUCAGAGGUGACUCCGUAUCCUGUCUUCGGUCAGGUGUUCAUCGUGCUGCUGCUGGCGUCGUCGGUCAGUUGCGUCCCCCUCACAGCUCUAUACGCCUACUGCAGAAAGAGGAAACGCAGCCACCACAAGAGGCAGCCUACUGUCAGCACAUUGUCCGCUUAGAGUCCAGAUCAUGACACCAUCCAGAUGUCUUCAGACUGUGUUCUCACCAUCCCAGGAGCUUUGGCCACCUUUUAUAUCCAAACCCAUAAACAGUGAUAUAACUUGACUCCCCAUCAGCAGUCAGUUGUGUUUUAUCAAUUUUUCUUCUGAAUUCUACUUUUUUUUUUUUUUAUCAUUGAAACUUUUUAUAUACUAAUCUGACUUCUUCUAUUUACAAAUACAUGUGUAAGUUAUCUAAAAAAUUGUCUUCAUGCUUUAAAUCCAGAAAGUCCUAAACAAUACUCUUUGGAGUUGUAUUGUUGAAUGACUUCUUUCAGUAUUAACGCCAGAACAAUAAGGCUAUGACAGAGGAAUGUUCUGACACUAUACUGGAAAAGAUUCAGGUUGCUCUGAUUCUACAGACUGUAAAAAAAAACUUUGAUCAGUGAGUGUAGAUAUAGUUUGAUUGAUUGCUGAUUGAGUGCAAUACAUUUGUAACAUUUAAUAUGUUGUGCAAGUUCAGCUUUCAGUAUUUUCUAUAACACUAGUUUACAAAAUAUGAAGAAUGUACUUGGAAAAUGUAGUUUCAGUCAUGUCUCCUUAGAUGUAAUGAAUCUGCCAUUUAUUUUUCAUAUCAUGCCCAGUGUUAUAAUGUUUUUAAAUUUGUUGUGUCAUAUUCUACAUUUCUUUUUAUUCAUUGUUAAUGUGGUGAGUUGAUUCAGAGUCAAGUUGUAUCAAGUUUGUUUAUAGAAAUACCAAAUCUGGAAAAACAGUCAAGCAACAGGAUUACAGAAGGUUUAGCACUUCUAGCUAGCACUUGUUCUGACAGGUUUUAAAUCACUGUAUGUAAUAUCAGACAAACUUUAUCCUUUAAGAAAAUGAAAUGAUAGGAUGCAGCGUAGAUGACUUUGGAAUUUCUUUUCUUAACAUUAAGUGACUUAAUCAUUUUUGUACUGAGCUGUCUGGUAAGAGGAUUUCUAUUUGUGCUUUGUAUAAGAGGGUUGUACAAAUGAUCUUUUUCCUACAUAUAUAAAGUAUUUUUGGUAAGUUUUUUUAUUUUUAUCUGUUUUAAAGGGCUUGAAUCAGCUAACAUGCCUUGUAUCUUACAGUGGCUGAUCUAAUGUUCAGUGUCAUGUUGUGUAAAUUGUGUACAUAUGGUAGAUGUAGGCUAUGUAGGCUUCUUUCAAUUAUAAUCAUUAGAAUAUCCAAAAUAUGUGAUUUUUUUAUGUCGUGACAAUGAGAUGUUGGUUACCUCGUAAAUACUGCAAAAAAAUAAACUGCCAU
Messenger RNA from Sphaeramia orbicularis (orbiculate cardinalfish), 3147 nucleotides. RefSeq names its product solute carrier family 6 member 20 (gene slc6a20). Bases 91 to 1884 code for a protein of 597 amino acids. Gene Ontology annotation, biological process: glycine transport; L-proline import across plasma membrane; sodium ion transmembrane transport. Gene Ontology annotation, molecular function: proline:sodium symporter activity; L-proline transmembrane transporter activity. The transcript has 11 exons. Lineage: Eukaryota; Metazoa; Chordata; Actinopteri; Kurtiformes; Apogonidae. Gene Ontology annotation, cellular component: plasma membrane; apical plasma membrane. The record is from RefSeq and is a predicted model, not a curated record.